Molecule: messenger RNA, 858 nt
Organism: Loa loa (African eye worm)
Lineage: Eukaryota; Metazoa; Nematoda; Chromadorea; Rhabditida; Onchocercidae
Exons: 5
Coding region: 1-858 (285 amino acids)
Cellular component (GO): mitochondrial inner membrane
Molecular function (GO): S-adenosyl-L-methionine transmembrane transporter activity
Source: RefSeq, a predicted model, not a curated record
AUGGACUGGUUUGGUCGACCGUUAUUUUGUGGUGCUGCUGCUGGAUUGGUUGUAGACUUGACACUGUAUCCACUGGAUACUAUCAAGACUAGACUGCAAAGUUCCGAGGGAUUUUAUGCUGCAGGCGGACUACGAAAUAUCUAUCAUGGUAUGGGAUCGGUGGCUGUUGGUUCUGCACCGAGUGCUGCAUUAUUCUUCUCUACAUAUAAUACGCUCAGAGGAAUAGCCGCAGUAACUAUAAACGCAGGUGCAGCUAGUUUUUCGGAAGUUGUUGCUUGUGUUUUACGGGUACCUACCGAACUAGUGAAACAACGUGCGCAGGCAAGAUCUGACCAUCAUUUAGGAAAAAUAUGCCGAAUGAUUUAUAAGCAAAGUGGAUUUCUUGGGUUUUAUCAGGGUUUCUUGAGCACUGUAUGCCGGGAAAUUCCAUUUUCGCUCAUCGAAUUUCCUCUUUGGGAAGUUUUAAAGCAAGAAGUAGCGGGGGUCCGGAAAAGACAGUGUACGCCAUUGGAAUCAGCAGCAUGUGGCAGUGUAUCAGGAAGUAUAGCUGCAGCCAUGACAACACCUCUCGAUGUGGUGAAAACGCAGACAAUGUUGAAUGAGAACGCUUCACGUCUGGGGAUACCGGCAAUGUUGGCAAAAAUAUGGACAACAUCCGGAUACCGAGGACUUUAUGCUGGUAUCUUGCCUCGUUCCGCUUGGAUGGGUAUUGGUGGCUUCGUUUUUUUGGUGUUUAUGAGACGGCUAUGCUGCUUACCGGAAAUUUAUUUUUCUAGCUUGUUUUUUUUUGAUACUCAGAUCUUAUCCGAAAUCUCAUUUUUCUGGCAGAAUAGUACAAAAACUUUAGUGAAAAAUUGA